This is a messenger RNA of Cannabis sativa, 1997 nucleotides long. RefSeq names its product GDSL esterase/lipase At4g16230-like. The transcript is spliced from 9 exons. Bases 1 to 1656 code for a protein of 551 amino acids. Lineage: Eukaryota; Viridiplantae; Streptophyta; Magnoliopsida; Rosales; Cannabaceae. The record is from RefSeq and is a predicted model, not a curated record. Gene Ontology annotation, molecular function: hydrolase activity, acting on ester bonds.
AUGGAAAAUGGUCAGGCAAGACUAUACAAGGAAAAAUUAUUUGGGAAUGUUAAGGGUACAAAUUCAGUUAGAGAAUGGUUAGGCAAGUUAGUUAAGAUUCAAACUGUUUCAGUUAGAAUUAGUUGGCUUUAUUCAAUCAUGUAUAAGAAAGUUAAUAUGGUAUCAAAGCUUGAUUUUCUGCCAUUAAUGGAAAAUGCUGUUACUGGUGAUGUUCUUUCUCCAAUGUAUCAUGUUCAAGUAAUUUUUAAGGGCCUUCCUAGUGAAUAUGACACCUUUGUCAUAUCCACAAAUACAAGACUUGAACAGUACUCUAUUACUGAAAUUGAAGCACUCCUGCUAGCAUCUGAAUCUCAGAUUGAAAAGAUUCAUCAUGAAAUUGAUCUGAGUGCUCAUGUAGCUGUGAUGGAACCAGAUCCAACACUAGAAGAAAAUCUUGCUAACUUUGGUCGUGGUUGCUAUAGACAACCGUUUGACAAGAAUUUUCCAGCUACAUCAUCUCCCACUGGGAACACGAAUUCAACACUAACUCAUGCUAAUUUCUUGACUUCCUCCAAUGAGUGGGACAUGAGAUGGUAUCCAGACACCUGUGCAACUAAUCAUUUCACUUCAGAUGCUGCCAAUCUUGCUCAAAGCUCAAAGUAUUUUGGACAAGAGCAACUAUUUUUCCGUGAUGGCUCAAUUGAUGCUGGAAACAACAACUAUAUUGUUUCCUUAUCAAAGGCUAACUAUGUUCCGAAUGGAAUUGAUUUCGGUUCACCAAGUGGUAGAUACACAAAUGGAAGAACAUACAUUGACAUUAUAGGUCAAGAAUUGGGUUUCAAGCAUUUUUCUCCACCUUACUUAGCUCCCACAACUUCUGGACCAAUAAUUCUUGAUGGUGUAAAUUACGCUUCUGGUGGAAGUGGAAUACUUAAUGAAACUGGAAUAAUAUUUGGAGGAAGAAUAAAUUUUGAUGCACAGAUUGAUAACUUUGCAAAUACAAAGCAAGACAUUAUCUCCCAAAUUGGUCUUCCAGCUACCAUGAAAUUGUUUGAAAAAUCUCUCUUCUCAAUUACAAUUGGGGCAAAUGACCUCAAUAGUUACGUGGCACCACGUCCCUCUUUUUCGAAACAGAAGUUGGUGUCUCCAGACAAGUUUGUGGGAUCUAUGAUUUCAAAAUUGAGUCAACAACUUAAUAGACUAUACAACUUGGGAGCUAGGAAGAUUGUGAUGGCUAAUGUGGGACCUAUUGGGUGCAUGCCAUUGGAGAGAGAUAUUAAUCCCAAAGUAAGAGAUAAUUGUGUAGCAUUCCCUAAUGAGCUAGCUCAGUCAUUCAAUGCCCAAUUGAGAAGCCUUGUUGCAAAGCUCAAUCUCAAUCUCAAAGGGUCAAAGUUUGUGUAUGGGGAUACUUACCAUGCUCUAGAAGAUAUCCUUGACAACUACAUAAAAUAUGGUUUUGAAUAUCGAAACUCUUCUUGCUGCUACCUUCCCGGAACGUUAGGAGAUAUAAUUUCAUGUGUUCCUCUAUCAAAAGUGUGUUUGGACAGAUCCAAAUAUGUGUUUUGGGAUAAAUUUCAUCCUUCUGAGGCUUCUAAUGUCAUCUUAGCAAACCAUUAUCUUGAUGGUGACACUACUUUUGUUUCACCAAUGAAUGUUAGACAACUCUUCUCAUCAUAAUUCUUAAACCAACCACAAAAGGGUCACAAGAAUUUUAUAAUAAUAAUAUAAUAAAUAAUAACCUUCUCCCAUUAUCAUAAUAAUUUAUAAAUAAUAUAUAUAAUAAUCACAAAAGGUCGUUAUUAUUUUUUUACCUUCUCCCAUUAAAAAAAAAUAAAGACAAUGUAUAUGUAAUCAUUUGAUGGUAAUGAAGCUGAACAAUAUUCCUAUGAAUCUAUCUUUCAAUUUAUUUACAGCACAAACUUAAGGAAGUGAUGUGGGGUCCUUUAUCAAUUUCUUCUACUAUUAUCUUUUUCUAUUAAAUUUUUAAUCUUUUUAUUAUUUAUUAUUAAUGUAGCAUU